AUGGGUCAGCUGCCGGCCGAGCGGGUUCGCCCCACAAGACCCUUCGCAUCAGCAGGGGUGGACUACGCAGGUCCCCUGCGUAUCCGCGCGCAAAGGGGAAGAGGUCAUGCCGCCUACAAGGGCUACAUCUGUCUUUUUAUCUGCUUAGCGACCCGAGCGGUCCACCUGGAGGCCGUAUCGGACUUAUCGGCACCGGCCUUCAUUGCGGCAUUUCGCCGAUUCACUUUCCGUCGGGGUCGUUGUCGCCUGCUGCUUAGCGACAACGCGACUAACUUUCGUGGAACUGACGCUGACUUGAGGGCCAGAUUCCGUGCCGCCUCCGACUUUUACAAGGAAGCCGAAGUACUGUUGGCCAACGGCCGGACCAAAUGGAGAUUCAUCCCCCCGCAGGCUCCUUACUUCGGGGGCAUCUGGGAGGCGGGAGUCCGUUCGGUUAAGCAUCACCUGCGGCGCAUCCUUGGUGACCAUGCGUUAACCUACGAGGAGCUGUCAACGUUGUUGUGUCAAAUUGAGGCCUGCCUCAAUUCCAGACCGGUGUGCCCAUUGAGCUCAGACGCUUCGGACCUGGUGGCGCUAACGCCAGGGCACUUCUUGGUGGGCGAGGCGCUCUGCACCCUGCCGGAGACCCCGGAGAGCGAUCGUCAUCCUACAUCGCGUUGGCGAUUGAUUUCGGCCAUGAAAGAGUCAUUCUGGAAGCGGUGGCACUCGGAGUACCUGCAUCAGCUUCAGCAGCGCUCCAAAUGGACUACGGAGCAGGCCAACAUCGCCACCGGCAUGAUGGUGCUGGUAAAGGACGAGCUGCUGCCGCCGGCCAAAUGGCUACUAGGCCGGGUUACCCGGGUCUUCCCCGGACCGGACGGCUGUGUCCGCGUUGCGGAGAUUCGUACGGCAACGACGAUGCUAAGACGGCCCAUCGCUAGGAUAUGCCCCUUACCCGUGGCCGCAGAACCGAUGGCAUCGGAAUCCUAG
Molecule: messenger RNA, 969 nt
Organism: Nylanderia fulva
Lineage: Eukaryota; Metazoa; Arthropoda; Insecta; Hymenoptera; Formicidae
Biological process (GO): DNA integration
Molecular function (GO): nucleic acid binding
Source: RefSeq, a predicted model, not a curated record